AUGGGUCAACCUAGGAGGCAUUUUGCGCCAUGGCUGACACUGGCAUGUGCCGUGUCGACUGCCAUGGCCGCGAAGAAGCCAUUCAGCAUUCACGAUGACCUCCUGGCCUAUCCACAGUACCGGGUCGUUUUCCCUGACGAAUUCAUCCUCAACGCCCAAGCCGAAAAGCUACUCGAGUCGCAAACGAGAACCACCGACGAUGCCUCCACCCACGAGCAGAAAGACCCUCAAGUAUACAUGGAUAAGACCCGCGCAGAAGAAGCUACUGGUGGUGAAAAGGGUGGCAAGAGCCCAACUUAUGCCUAUGAAGAAAUGAUCAUGGACGACCGGAGACUCCUGUGCCAGAUCCCCCAUGUCAGCAGUAACGACAUGAACACAACAGCGAGCAAUCAAGCCAACGAGGCAGACCAACAAAAGGAACUGGCACGCGCGACAGACCGAGGACUCGAGCUGCUGCGCGAGAUGGAGGGGAAAUGCAUGUACUACUUCUCGGGCUGGUGGUCCUAUUCGUUCUGCUACCAGAAACAAAUUAAGCAGUUUCACGCGCUGCCGGCCGGCCGCGGGAUCCCUCAGUAUCCGCCGAUGGAGGACCCAACAACGCAGUCUUUUAUUCUGGGGCAAUUCCCGGAUAAUACGAAGGAUACCGAGAAAAGGGAUCAGAAGCAGAAGCAGGCCGGACAGACGGAUGUGGCUGAGCUACACACGAAAGGUGGUUCGCGCUAUCUUGUGCAACAUCUGCGGGGUGGGACUACAUGUGACCUGACGGGUCGCGAUCGCAGGGUCGAAGUCCAGUUCCACUGCCAUCCACAAUCAACUGACCAGAUUGGCUGGAUCAAGGAAUUGACUACCUGCUCCUACUUAAUGGUCAUCUACACCCCCCGUCUCUGCGACGACGUUGCCUUCUUGCCGCCCCAGCAGGACGAGGUCCACGACAUUGAAUGCCGGGAGAUUCUAGAGCCCGAGGAUGUUCCGGAAUGGAAGGCUUUGAAUGAGUGGUAUCAAGCCAACCAAUUAGUCGAUGCUGCUACCACUCACUCUGGGGAGCCGGUCCAGAUUGUUGGCGGGAUCGAGGUCGGCGCCCGCGUGCUUGUGGGAACGGAAGGCAAGGUCAUGGAGAAGGGACGAGUCGCUUCGGCCGGUGAAGAGCGCGUGGAGGUGGUUGCCAAGCGCGAAAAUGGCGAAGUACGACGAAUCAAACAGGUGGCGAAGAAGUACGAUAUCGAUGGGGAUAAAAUCGAGGAGAUGAGGAAGAAACUAGAAGAUAUCGCCGAGGGAAAAGACUGGACCCUUGAAGUCGUCGUGGAGAACAAUGGGGUGAUAAAAUUCCAGGGCGUGGUUGUGGAUGACGAGAGCGAAUCCGAUACGCCUGCUCAGCCCCAGCAUGAGGAUCAAAAGCCGCUUCGCGCAGAAGAUACCCGACUGACGGAGUCUGCCGGGUCAGAUCAAGAACCAGACGAAGACUCGACUAAAUCGCGGUCCGCUGAUACCCAGGAAUCAGAAGAGUCAGAAGGCAGCGAGGAAAUCUUCAAAGAUGAACUCUGA
Penicillium argentinense is the source of this 1542-nucleotide messenger RNA. Its product is annotated as PRKCSH domain-containing protein. The record is from RefSeq and is a predicted model, not a curated record. Lineage: Eukaryota; Fungi; Ascomycota; Eurotiomycetes; Eurotiales; Aspergillaceae. Gene Ontology annotation, cellular component: endoplasmic reticulum lumen. The coding region runs from base 1 to 1542 and encodes 513 amino acids. The transcript has 2 exons. Gene Ontology annotation, biological process: retrograde protein transport, ER to cytosol; endoplasmic reticulum unfolded protein response.